Molecule: messenger RNA, 2004 nt
Organism: Gastrolobium bilobum
Lineage: Eukaryota; Viridiplantae; Streptophyta; Magnoliopsida; Fabales; Fabaceae
Exons: 4
Coding region: 1-2004 (667 amino acids)
Source: RefSeq, a predicted model, not a curated record
AUGGCCAGAUUGUUUUUUGAGAAGUUUUUCCCUUCCUCAAGAACAACUUCAAUCAGAAAGGAGAUAAGUGGCAUAAAACAAGCAAAUGGGGAGAACUUGCAUGAGUACUGGGAGCGGUUUAAAAGACUUUAUGCAAGUUUUCCACAUCACCAGAUUUCGGAGCAAUUGCUAAUUGUCUACUUCUAUGAAGGCUUGCUGCCUAUGGAGUUGAUUGCAAAGAUGGCAGCCAAUGCUCAACAAUUUGACACUAGAGCGAAUAGCAGUGCAGUGUUCCAAGUGCAAGCAUCUUCUAUCCAGAAUUCAGUAGUAGCAGCAGCAGUGGCGUCGAGCACAGAUAAUCAGAGAAUAGAGAAUAGGUUUGACGAGCUGACUUCACUGGUGAGACAGUUGGCUGUGACGCAAAUAGUCCAACCUCCUACUCCCACUCCACAAGUGAGCAACUCAUGCGGUAUUUGCUGCAACCGGCCGCACCCCACUGAUGCUUGCCCCAGUAUACAAGAAGGUGCCCCUCUAGUAGACCAGACAGUUGCUGCAGUAGGAGUCUUCCCUGGUAAAUCACAGUACCAGCAGCAACAACAGUACAACCUAUUCUCUAACACCUAUAACCCUAGCUGGAAGGACCAUCCCAACUUGAAGUGGAACCAAAACCAGAAUCAGAACCAGUACCAACAGAGGCAGCAGUUCGUACCUCAGCAGCAGAGGCAAAAUUUCCAACCUGCUGCACCUCCACAACAGCCACAUGUACCGCAACAUCCAGGAAGUGGUGCUUCUCUAGAAUAUUUGACCCAACCUCAAGAGCCUGGUUCCCUUCCUUCCCAGAUAGUUCCAAAUCCGAAGGGAAAUCUGAAUGUUAGUGCUAUAUCCCUAAGGUCUGACAAGCAACUAGAAGAGCCCAAGCAAGCUGUAUUUGACCAGCAACUAGAAGAACCCAAGCAAGCUGCAUCUGAGACUGAACCAGCAUUAGAAAAAGAGGAGACAGUGCAAGAUAAGCAAGGUCAUGAUGAGCCUGAGUUUUCCAUUCCUCUUCCUUUCCCUCAAAGAGCCAUCAAAUCUAAGAAGCUGGCAGAGACAACACAAGAGAAGGGAAUCCUAGAGACGUUCAAAAAAGUUGCAAUUAAUAUUCCUCUCUUAGAAGCAAUCAAGAAGUUUCCUAAAUAUGCCAAGUUCCUGAAGGAGUUAUAUAUAGGUGCUGCCAUAAAUGUUAUGUCUAAAUCUGUUUAUGAUUCUCUUGGUCUUGGUCCUUUACAUGCCACUAGUGUUGUUAUCCAGUUAGCUAAUAGGAAUAGUGCUCACCCUACUGACAUGGAAGGUGAAUCUCCUAACAGUAGGCCCCCAAUCAUUCUAGGAAUGUCUUUCAUGAAAACAGUUAGGACUAAGAUAGAUGUACAUACUUGUGCUCUUUCCUUAGAAUUUGGUGAUAGUAUUGUGCAUUUUAGUAUCCUUAAUGCCAUGAAGCAUUCUAGGGUCAAGGUUGAGCAUUCAGCUUCGUGCAAUAAUGUGAUUCAUGAUGUGAAUAAUAAUGUUGAUACUGAUUUGAUUGUGGAUUCUGCAUUACUUGUGGAUUCUGACUUGCCUACUGAUAAUAAUUCGGAUCAUAUGUCUAAUUUGAUUCUGUCUGCACUUAGUCCUAAAAAGGAAAUUGAUUAUAUUAGGAAGAACAAGACAUCUUGCACACACAUUGUAUGCAAUAACUAUGGUAAGAUAAGACACAUUUCUUAUUUGUGCUAUCAUAGAAAGAACUUUAUUAUGAGAAAAUUUUCUACCAACUUUGAUCCUAACUCUCAUGGACCCAAGAUGAAAUGGGUAUCAAAAAGUCCUCCUUUUGUCUUCAAUAUGCAGAAUACUAUUCAUAAGGUUGGACGAAAUGAUCAAAAGAAGAAAAAUUUACGUGAUAAAAAGACUGGGCAGACCUUAACUGUGAAUGGACACCCCCUCAAGCUUUUUCAUGAGGGACCCCAGCAGCAGCCUGUGGAGGCAGAGCUCAGGCUCACUAACGCCACUUAA